This is a messenger RNA of Onychostoma macrolepis, 4446 nucleotides long. Its product is annotated as diacylglycerol kinase delta. Bases 1249 to 4299 code for a protein of 1016 amino acids. Lineage: Eukaryota; Metazoa; Chordata; Actinopteri; Cypriniformes; Cyprinidae. The transcript is spliced from 28 exons. Gene Ontology annotation, biological process: intracellular signal transduction; lipid phosphorylation; diacylglycerol metabolic process. Gene Ontology annotation, molecular function: ATP-dependent diacylglycerol kinase activity. The record is from RefSeq and is a predicted model, not a curated record.
ACAGUUUGAAGAAUCAUUCAGGUCUGUGUGGUACAAAGUAAAUUUAAAUAAAUGAAAAAGGUUUAGUACUUGGGGUUAGGGAUUUUAUCAAACACCUAAAUAUAAACUACCAUUCAAAAUCUGGGGUCUUUACAUUACUUAUUUUCUGUUUUUAUACGCCGGGUUGGUGAUCAAGAAACAUUUAUCAUCACUGUUGAAAGUAGUGGUGGUGCUUCAUAGUUUUGUGGAAGCCGUGAUAGAUUUUUUUUAUCCUUUCUGAAUAAAGCCAACCCCAAACUUUUAAAUGGCAGUGUAAUUAUGAACAGUAAUAUUAGUGAUGUUAUAGCAUGUAUCACUAAUAAUCAAAUAAUUAAAAUAAUGCCUAGGUUAAAAAGACACAAAUUAAGAGGUGUUCAUAUGUACUGCUGUUUUGUCUCUGGCAUGGCGUUAUAUAAUUGAAAUUUGACUUGUAAAUCUGGCCAUUUUGCAUGUCAAGGUGAACGUGUGUGGGCCGAGAAACAAUUCAGCCCUUGACAUAUUAUAUCAUGUGUACUGAUGCGGGCUAUUUUUAGAUGGCUAUUUUUAGUCUCAAACUGUAUGUUUUGAAUACGAUUUGAAUGGUGUGGCUAUUUUCAAUGGGAUCCAUGUUGUCUUUUAAAAACACACGAGAUGCAAAGAAGAGUGGAGAAAAUGGGACUUGGGUCGAUUAUUUGAGAGAUGAUGUGAAAACAUCUCUGCCUGCAACAGCAUGAUCAUAUGCAAAGGAAGACACACACUGAGAGAUAGUUGGCAGUGGUAUUGUUUUCUUCUUCGAUUCCCUAUUUGGCUUGUGUUGAGUGUUUGCGGGAGGGAGAGAUUAUGAGAGAGGUGUAGAUGCAACCUCCAGUACCAUCAAGAAGGCCAAAGGAAUUUCCCUCUUUCUUUCUAUCGCUCUCUCGCAGUGGCCAUAGGCUAUGUAAAUUAGGGCCUUGCUCUGCUAAAUAAAGCACACUCAAGAAAACAAGAAGGUAUAAAAUAAGAGAAAGACGUGAGAAGGGGGGAUGGGUAAAGAAAUGAAAUGAUUUGCACAGACUUGAAAUAGACAGAAAAGAUGGAGUGACAGUAGAGAGGACAGGGAGAGGGGGAGGACGGUGAGGUGAGUGUCGGGUUGUGUGUUGAGUGUUAUUGAGAGCUGUGUAUAGGGCUCAUUUGCAUGGUGGAUGGAGCGAGAGAAGGGGGAGAGCCUUUCACGCCCCCACUGAAGGACUACCACACUGGACACACAUACUCAUGAAGAGUGUGAAGGAGGGUCUUCUACUCAAACAGACCAGCUCUUUUCAGAGGUGGAAGAGGAGGUAUUUCAAACUGCGAGGCAGGACUCUGUACUAUGCCAAAGAUUCAAAGUCUCUCAUAUUUGAUGAGGUCGACCUCUCAGACGCCAGUGUGGCCGAGACUAGCACUAAGAACAUCAACAACAGUUUCACAGUUAUCACUCCAUUCCGUAAGCUGAUGCUGUGUGCAGAGAGCAGGAAGGAGAUGGAAGACUGGAUCAGUGCUUUGAAGUCUGUACAGAAAUGGGAGACUUAUGAGGCCAGUCAGUUUAACAUGGAGCACUUCUCCGGGAUGCAUAACUGGUACGCCUGCUCUCACGCCCGGCCCACCUUCUGCAACGUGUGUCGAGAGGCUCUGCCGGGGGUCACCUCUCAUGGUCUUUCCUGUGAAGUGUGUAAAUUCAAAGCCCACAAGCGCUGUGCCGUACGAUCCACAAAUAACUGUAAGUGGACCACUUUGGCGUCUAUAGGAAAUGACAUCAUAGAAGAUGAGGAUGGAGUGUCAAUGCCACACCAGUGGUUGGAGGGGAACCUGCCGGUCAGCGCAAAGUGUGUGGUGUGCGAUCGAAACUGCGGUAGCGUGCGUCGACUACAGGACUGGCGGUGCCUCUGGUGCAAAGCUAUCGUGCAUAACAGCUGUAAGGAGCACUUGGGAAAGGUUUGUCCUCUGGGUCAGUGUAAGGUCUCCAUCAUUCCGCCCACUGCACUUAACAGCAUCGACUCUGACGGCUUCUGGAAAGCCACCAGUCCAUCCUGUUCGAGUCCUCUGCUGGUGCUGGUGAACAGUAAGAGUGGUGACAACCAGGGCGUGAAGUUCCUGCGCAGGUUUAAGCAGCUACUAAACCCGGCACAGGUCUUUGACCUCAUGAAUGGUGGCCCACAGCUGGGGCUUCGUCUUUUCCAGAAGUUUGAGACCUUUCGUAUCCUGGUGUGUGGUGGAGAUGGGAGCGUGGGCUGGGUUCUUUCUGAACUGGACAAACUCAGCCUGCACAAACAGUGCCAGCUGGGUGUGCUGCCGCUGGGCACAGGAAAUGACCUGGCGCGUGUGCUGGGCUGGGGAGGACUGUGUGAUGAUGAUGCUCAGCUGCUGCAGAUACUGGAGAAACUGGAGAGAGCUACAACAAAGAUGCUGGACAGAUGGAGUGUCAUGACCUAUGAAGUGCCCACCAAACAGACUCCAGCUAUCGUAAAGGAGGAGGAUCCAUCAGACUCUCCCUUACAGAUUACACAAUAUGCUGAUUCUGUUGCCACUCACUUGACCAAAAUCCUGGACUCUGACAAACACAGUGAUGUUAUAUCAUCUGCCAAGUUUCUGUGUGGAACAGUUAAUGAUUUUGUGGCUGAGGUCGGCAAAGCUUAUGAACGAGCCACAGAGAAUAAAGAGGAGGCUGAUGCUAUGGCAAAAAAGUGUGCCAUGUUGAAUGAGAAGCUGGACUCUUUGGUUAAGGCUCUCAGUGAAGACGCCAGUGCCCAGCUGGUACCAUCCGGGUCCAUCUCACCAGAUGAGAGCGACACUGAUCACUCCAGACCCUUCAGAUCAAGAGAGCAGCUGAUGUUGAGAGCCAACAGCCUGAAGAAAGCACUCCGACAAAUCAUAGAUCAGGCAGAAAAAGUGGUGGAUGAGCAGAACAGACACACCCAGGUGCAGAGAAUGUCAUCCUCCUCAUCAAUCAAAAGAGGCAGCAGUGAGGACCUCAAGGAGGCGGAGCCACGUCAAAACACAUUGAGUCCAACUACUACAGCCCCUAUUUUACUGGAGAAGUCAGAGAGCUUCAGCACUGUGCUUUUCUCUGAAGACUCUGUGCAGUGCACAGAAAAAUGUGUGAUGAAUAACUAUUUUGGCAUUGGGCUGGAUGCCAAAAUAUCUCUAGAGUUCAACAACAAGAGAGACGAGCACCCAAAAAAGUGCAGUAGUCGUACUAAAAACAUGAUGUGGUACGGAGUGCUAGGGACCAAAGAACUGGUGCAGAAAACCUACAAGAACCUGGAACAAAGAGUUCAACUGGAGUGUGAUGGAGUGCCCAUGUCCUUGCCGAGUCUUCAGGGCCUUGCUGUUUUGAACAUCCCCAGCUAUGCAGGAGGCAUUAAUUUCUGGGGUGGCACCAAAGAGGACAAUAAUUUUGGUGCUCCAUCUUUUGAUGAUAAGAAGUUGGAGGUGGUGGCUGUGUUCGGCAGCAUGCAGAUGGCCAUGUCUCGAGUCAUCAACCUGCAGCAUCACCGCAUCGCACAGUGUCGGCAGGUGAAGAUCACGAUCCUGGGCGAUGAAGGUGUGCCUGUGCAGGUGGACGGUGAAGCCUGGAUUCAGCCUCCUGGCAUUGUACAAAUCGUCCACAAGAACCGAGCCCAGAUGCUCACCAGAGACCGGGCGUUCGAGAGCACGCUGAAAUCAUGGGAAGACAAGCGGAAAGGUGACAGCCGCCCAGCCCGGCCCCGACUGAAUUCCCAGCAGUCCAUGGAGUAUCUGACAGAAGAGGAAUGUGCGCAGGUGCAGCAGCUUGGUUUAGUGGCCGACACACUCAUCAACAGGAUUCGGGAGGUGGCUAAGACUCAUAAGGUGGUGGAGCAGGAAUUAGCUCACUCCGUCAAUGCCAGUGCUGCGGUCCUGAGUGAAGCCUUCCCCUCCAAACCCUCCAGCCCUGAGGGUUUGAGUCGCAGUACAGCUGUAGACAUUGUCAACAGCAGUAAAGUUCUCCAGCAAGAGACCAAGAUGCUGCUGGAGGGAAAAAUGCUGCAUUUGGAGCCUUCUCAAAAAGAGGAGCUACUUUCCACAGUGGACAGCCUCAGCGCUGAGUUACACAAGCUGGAGGACAUUCACUGGAUCUGUCCCAGCAUGCACUGCUCUGAAGAGGACCCGUCUCGUGUGCCUGGGAAAAGCAGCAUGAAGCUGAAAAUCAUGCCCAAGGGGAAGAAGGAGAGAGAGAGGUUACACAAGCAGCGGUCCAGCGGCUCUCUGUCAGGAUCUUGGGAUAUCAAGGGUGGGAUGUGUGAUGUGGAUUCUGCGGGCAACUGAAGAGCUGAAGUGGUUUGUCACGAGGACACACUCUGCCACGGGACGCUGCUUUACGGCCAGUGAGGGAGGCAGACACAUACCCCACCCCAGUGUUUGUGCGCGGCCCGGCACUGCAUUACUGAGCUUCUGUUACGUUUCUUCUGCGCC